Messenger RNA from Histoplasma capsulatum G186AR, 498 nucleotides. RefSeq lists its product as uncharacterized. Lineage: Eukaryota; Fungi; Ascomycota; Eurotiomycetes; Onygenales; Ajellomycetaceae. The record is from RefSeq and is a predicted model, not a curated record. The transcript has 2 exons. The coding region runs from base 1 to 498 and encodes 165 amino acids.
AUGAACUGCGCCAAACGUGUAUUACAUGUCCAAAUGAUGGCACAACCACAACCUGAAGAUGGAAGAGAAAAAGGGAUUUGCAUCUGUAUAAAAACGGGAGACGAUAACAUAUAUCUAUAUCUCAAUUCCAAAUUUGGCAACUUUCAGAAAUCCUUCCAAGAACCUCAGGGCUGUAAUCCAGUAUCAAGCAUCUUUUGGAUCUCGAAAGCCAACCACCAAGUUGCCUGCUCCAUAGACAUCGAAAGAGGAACGGAGGGCUCCCCGACCCGCACAGCCCACCAGACUCGCUCUCUGCAUUAUCACGCCACACGUCGAUACGAAGAAGCAAAAGACAAAACAACGAAAAAAAAAAUGGUUAAGCGAAACAUUACCAUCGCUAUUAUCCUCAUCCUUUUCUUCCUAAUUGUCGGAGUAAUCUGCUUCGUGAUCUACGCCAUUAAAAACAGCCUCGCCUUUUUCGGCCGUCAGAGAGCAGUCGAUGAAGAGGAUGGAGAGUGA